This is a messenger RNA of Drosophila arizonae, 516 nucleotides long. RefSeq names its product zinc finger HIT domain-containing protein 3. NCBI's taxonomy places the organism in Eukaryota, Metazoa, Arthropoda, Insecta, Diptera, Drosophilidae. Gene Ontology annotation, molecular function: protein binding. The record is from RefSeq and is a predicted model, not a curated record.
AGACAAACCACACGCGCUACUGUGUAAACUCUUUGUAAACAUAAAAAUGGAAUGUGUUAGUUGUGCGACUGCAACAAACAAAUACAAAUGCAGCAAAUGCUUAGCACCCUACUGUUCAGUUAAUUGCUACAAAGCACACAAAGAAUCGCCAGAAUGUGCGGAGAGGACAGCAGCCAUACAGGCUACGCAGAAGCCUAAAAAUAACGAGGAAGAGGAGCCCACAAUAUAUCCACCUUUUAGCACAGACGAUACUGUACCCAAGAAUCUACUAGAGAAACUAGAACAUUCGGAACCAUUGCGACAGCUGCUACGUAAUCCUCAUUUGUGUGCUUUACUCAAAGAAAUCGAUGUGGCGCAUAAUGCAAAUCUUGCCAUGACAGCUGCCAUGCAGGAACCGCUCUUCGUGGAAUUCGCCAAUGCCUGUUUAGAGGUGGUAGAACCCAUGACAGAGGCAGAAAAAGAAGACCUAAGAUUAUGCAGCUAGUAUCUAAAUAUUUGCUCGAAAUUAAUGAUUAU